UAGCCACGCCCUUGACGUUGUGACACGUCCCGACGCUUUUCCACGUCGCGCCCAACGGUUGAGGCAGGGGUGGCUGCGCGCGCUUGUGUAAAGGCCGGGAAAAAAUGGCGGCGCCCGUCUUGCGAGUGUCCACCCCUCGCUGGGAACGGAUAGUGCGGCUGCUCGUGUGUCUCUCAGGAAUCCUGUUAUCCCUGUACGCUUUCCAUGUGGAGAGGGAAAAGACCCGCGACGCCAACUACCGCGCCAUGUGCGAUCUGAGCAGCUCCAUCAGCUGCUCCAAAGUCUUCACGUCCAGAUGGGGUCGAGGAUUUGGACUCUUAGGAACCAUUUUUGGGAAUGACAGUGCAGUAAACCAGCCAAACAGUGUCUAUGGAAUCUUGUUUUAUAUCUUUCAGCUGUUACUAGGUUUGACGGCCAGUGCGAUGGCGGCUCUGAUUCUCAUGACCACCUCCAUCGCGUCAGUGAUGGGCUCCCUCUAUCUGUGCUACAUCCUCUACUUCGUCCUUAAGGACUUCUGCCUCAUCUGCAUCACCACAUACGCACUGAACUUCAUCCUGUUUGUGCUCAACUACAAGCGACUGGUUUACUUGAACGAGGCCUGGAAGCAGCAGCUCCAAGCCAAGCGGGACUAGACACACAAAAACACAACAACAGCAAAAGUAGAGAAGGAUAACCAAUCAUCCAACACGUGGGGAAAAUGUGACCUCUGAAAAAUUUGUGACUUGCCACCAGGAGACAAAUGUUCAUUCUGUUGUAUGUGUGUGUGUAAAAUUAAACAA
Molecule: messenger RNA, 779 nt
Organism: Carassius auratus (goldfish)
Lineage: Eukaryota; Metazoa; Chordata; Actinopteri; Cypriniformes; Cyprinidae
Product: vitamin K epoxide reductase complex subunit 1-like protein 1
Exons: 3
Coding region: 105-632 (175 amino acids)
Biological process (GO): vitamin K metabolic process; peptidyl-glutamic acid carboxylation
Molecular function (GO): vitamin-K-epoxide reductase (warfarin-sensitive) activity
Source: RefSeq, a predicted model, not a curated record